This is a messenger RNA of Trichomonas vaginalis G3, 270 nucleotides long. RefSeq lists its product as uncharacterized. The record is from RefSeq and is a predicted model, not a curated record. The coding region runs from base 1 to 270 and encodes 89 amino acids. Lineage: Eukaryota; Parabasalia; Trichomonadida; Trichomonadidae. The transcript has a single exon.
AUGCGAUGGCUUGUUGGAUUUGAUAUCCGUGUUACACUUUAUUCAAAAUAUGAUAACAAACAAAUACAAUGUGCAAUCUGCAAUGUGAAAAACAGAUUAUUAAAUCAUAGACCAAGCAGGGAUACAUCAUGUUACACAAAUACAGCGUAUGCCGGAUGCUCAAGUUCAAAUCUUGGAGCAGGUUUUGGAUCAUAUGAUGCUGCCAGUGCAGUACAGCAAUUUAUCCAUGAUCCUUGGGAUACUAAUGAAAAUUUAGGACAUAGAAGAUGA